Molecule: messenger RNA, 2640 nt
Organism: Symbiodinium natans
Lineage: Eukaryota; Dinophyceae; Suessiales; Symbiodiniaceae
Source: the annotation of a GenBank genome assembly
AUGGUGGCCACUGUUUUGAUGGUAGCCGAGAAGCCCUCAAUCGCGCAGACCCUGGCCGACGCUCUUUCACCUGGUCACAAGUAUUCGACUCGCACAGGGGUGUCACCGGCCUGCAAAGUCUUCGAAUACGAGGGAGAUUUUUAUGGACAGCGAGCUUGGUUCAAAGUAACGAGUUGUGCCGGUCAUGUGUAUUCUAUUGACUUUCCGCCAGAGUACAACAACUGGGACAGAGUGGAUCCCUUGACUCUCUUUGGCGCACCCACGGUUAAAAUGGAAGCGAAUCCCAAGCUCAGGAUGCCGAAGCAUUUCCAGACGGAGGCGAAGGGGUGCACCUAUCUGGUGCUGUGGCUGGAUUGUGAUCGCGAGGGGGAGAAUAUCUGUUAUGAGGUCAUGGACAACGCAGUCCCAUACUUGUCCUCUGCUGGCGGGCAACAGCAAGUUUGGCGAGCUCAGUUCUCAUCACUGGCUCCAGUGGAUCUUAAACGGGCCAUGGCAAGUUUGGGAUCCCCCAGCAAGGACAUGUCAGACUCCGUUGAUGCCCGUGCAGAGAUGGACUUGAAGCUUGGUUGUGCCUUCACUCGCUUUCAAACCAAGUACUUCCAAGGGAAAUAUGGGGAUCUGGACACGAACUUGGUUUCGUAUGGCCCAUGCCAGACGCCUACACUGUGGUUCUGUGUCCGACGCAGCGAUGAAAUAAAUUCUUUCCAGCCGGAGAGCUACUACACGAUUGAUGCUUCAAUUUCCAAGGCAGGCAGAGACCUGGACUUACAAUGGGACAGAGGUCAAGUUUUCGACAUGCCGGUGGCCAGUUUGUUCAUGAGUCUCCUUCAAGACAAUGCCAAAGCGCUGGUGACUGAGAUUUCGCAGAAAGAGGAUAGAAUGGCACGUCCACAAGCCUUGAAUACUGUUGCAAUGUUGAAGAUGGCGAGUACAAGGCUUGGGCUUGGACCGCAGCAGGCGAUGCACAUGGCCGAGCGGUUGUACCUCGAUGGUUACCUCACCUACCCUCGCACAGAAACAAACACGUACCCCAAGAACUUCGACUUGCAGGGAGCAGUUCGAGCCCAAGCUGGUCAUCACACAUGGGGUGCGUACUCCCAGGAUCUCCUUGCAAGAGGACUUGCGAAAGCACGUGAAGGCGUUGACAUGGGUGACCACCCUCCAAUUACGCCAGUGCGUGCUGCAUCUGAAAGUCAGCUCGGAGAUGCUUAUCGCUUGUACGAAAUGAUCACGCGACACUUCCUGGCCACUGUCAGUGCCGACUGCAAAUUUCUGAGAACACGGGUCAACUUGGACAUGAACGGCGAGGGCUUCUCUCUUUCGGGCCGCAAAGUCAUAGACCCUGGCUUCACAGCCAUCCAGCGCAGUGGCGAGAUGGAGGAUGUGGUCAUACCUGAUUUUUCCAGAGGAGAGACCGUUGAGGUGAAGAAGGUUUCCAUGGGUAGUCACAAGACCCGACCCCCGCCAUACUUGUCGGAAUCUGACCUUCUAUCACUGAUGGAGAAGCAUGGGAUUGGAACGGAUGCAUCCAUGGCAACCCACAUCAACAACAUCUGCGAGCGCAACUACGUCAAGCUUGCAGAAGGCCGACGCCUCAUCCCCACGCAGUUGGGGAUUGCCCUGGUGCACGGGUACCAGAUGGUAGACAACGAGUUGGUGAUUCCCAAGGUGCGUGCCAACAUGGAGAAGAACUGCACUUUGGUGGCGGAGGGAAAAGCUGACAUUAUGCCAGUCGUUCAGCAUUGCCUGCGGCUGUUUCGUGACAAGUUCAUCUAUUAUGUUGCAAAUGUUGAUCUGGUGGACCAACUGUUUGAGACGAUUUUCAAAUCGCUGGAGGCAGCAGGAAGACCACUGUCAAGAUGUGGUGAUUGUCAAAGGUAUCUCUCGGUGGUUGACAGGAAGCCAGUGCGAAUGUUUUGCAAAACGUGCAACCGUAUCUUCAAGAUGCCCCAGAACGGACAAAUGAAGCUUUACAAGGAGCUCAAGUGUCCGCUGGAUAACUUCGAGCUGGUCUUCGUUUCCAACAAGGUGGGAAAGAGUUAUCCUAUCUGCCCCAUGUGCUACGAUGAUCCGCCAUUUGGUGCCAAGGAGGAGCAAGGUAAGCAUUGGAAUUUGGAUCAUCCCAUCUACAAGAAGUACCGCCCAGCAGUCAUGUCCUGCAUAGCAGACAACUGUUCUGGAACGCUUUGCUUGGAUGUGGACUCUGGACCGAAAUGGCAAAUCGAUUGCAACGUUUGCUUGCAGCAACUAGCAAUCUUUGAGGACAAGGCCCACAAGAUCAAGGUUACCAGCGAUCUCUGCGAGGAGUGCUCCUCCGUUCUCCUGGAUGUCGUGUUCAGCAAAGGCAAGUCGCCGCUGCCAGAUGGCCAGCCAGAAAUGAAGGCGUGUCUGGUUUGCAACGAGGUGUUCAACGCGCACACGGUUUCCAAAACUGGCAAGAAUUUCUUUCGGCGGAAUCCUGGCAAGGGAAAGGGCAAAGGCAAAGGAAAGAAAGGCAAAGGAAAAAACAAAGGGAUGUUUGCAACUCAGUGGAAGUCGAAUGUUUGGAGCCAGAGACAAUGCAAACUCUCAGGGUACUUCAGGUCUGAGGAGGACAAGGCGGAGCAGCGAGGAAGGGAGCUCGCGAGGCAGAAGAAGUGA